AUGGCAGCUACAAAGAUCAAGACUUCUGUGAUUAAACUCGUCUCGACGGCGGCGACAGGGUUUUCCCGGCACGUGCGGAUCAAGAAGGGUGCCCCCCUCGUGACGCAGGUGCGGUACGACCCGAAGGUCAAACAGCACGUCUUGUUCAAGGAGGCCAAGUCCAGAAAAGUCGCUGAGCGGAAGCCCGUCAACUUCUCGAGGGCCCCCAAGUCCGCGGGGAUAUAA
This is a messenger RNA of Huiozyma naganishii CBS 8797, 225 nucleotides long. It is a transcript of the gene MRPL39, whose product is annotated as mitochondrial 54S ribosomal protein bL33m. The coding region runs from base 1 to 225 and encodes 74 amino acids. Lineage: Eukaryota; Fungi; Ascomycota; Saccharomycetes; Saccharomycetales; Saccharomycetaceae. The record is from RefSeq and is a predicted model, not a curated record. The transcript has a single exon. Gene Ontology annotation, cellular component: mitochondrion. Gene Ontology annotation, biological process: translation.